Molecule: messenger RNA, 861 nt
Organism: Fomitopsis serialis
Lineage: Eukaryota; Fungi; Basidiomycota; Agaricomycetes; Polyporales; Fomitopsidaceae
Exons: 4
Coding region: 1-861 (286 amino acids)
Source: RefSeq, a predicted model, not a curated record
AUGGCCAUCGUAUCCUUGGCUGCACCCCGCUCACGGAGUUCAGUUCAAGACGUGGUUCGCGCGUCCGUAUCGUCAACGAUGCUGCUCUUGCUGGAGGUUGUGCUUGCCGAGUGGUUUGUAGCACUCAAUGCAGAGCAGAUGGAUGUCCGCGUUUAUAAGAAAAUCGGCGGAGAUGUGCCCCUCCGCCUGGCUCGACAUGAGGUCAUCGCCGCCGAUGAAUGCUACACAAGCUCGACGAUGCCCGGGAUGGACCGCACCGUUCACAAAGGGUUCGUCCCGGAGGACGGGUUCAACAGCACAGAGCAUGCCUCAAAACGCGAUGCUUUGAUGGCCAGGCCCACGAGGAACAGCUGCGACGCUGCGGCUUCAUCCCAUCUAUCGAGAACGCUUGUGCAUGGCCCGAAAGGCAGGCUAGCGCAGUCGAAGGCGCGUGCGCCGGCCGCGCGCGAAGGGCAGCGGGACACCUCCGUCGCGCUCACCGGCUCUUCCUUCCCGCCCUCCGACAAGUCGUAUGUACAGGUCAUCUUGAUGUGCAGCCUGUGGCUCACGACGAAGAGGGGGCUCAUUUCCGCCUCGCGAAGGCAGCGCAUACCGGUCUUGGAGCUCCGACAGGCCAUCAUUGACGCAGCACUAGCGUACGAGAUCACUUGCGCACCAAACGAUGACAAUAGUGAUGUCUUCCAUGGAGCUUCCGCGGUGCAACCGAACGCGAACAUAGACGACUUGUCUGUAGAGGAGCUCCGCGCGAGGCUCACACAAACGGGAGUGAAGGAAGAUUACCAAAAACUUGUCUUGAUCCUGCUCCGGAACACCUGUGCUCUCUACAAACUCUCCCAGGAGGGUUGUCACCAGCCAUCCUGA